Thlaspi arvense is the source of this 870-nucleotide messenger RNA. Lineage: Eukaryota; Viridiplantae; Streptophyta; Magnoliopsida; Brassicales; Brassicaceae. The record is from the annotation of a GenBank genome assembly.
AUGUCGGCUUAUGCGCAUCAGAUGGAGAGGGAAUUCUCAGGUCUCUCAAGCCGAGGCAAUUCUGAGAUGGGGAGUCGAUUUUCGAUAGAUUCAGGAUGUUACAUGACAUCUUUAGCAGCUACGAUCUUCAUUGCUUCUCUUGUAACAUUCGGUGUUCUGAUGCUUACGCUUCUUAUAGCUAUCUCAACCAUGUUACAGAGCUGCGAAAACCAAAACUCUGGAAUGGUCGAGAUUCAUCAAAGACUUGAUGAUGAGAGUUUCAGUUACUGCAGAAUCUUGUCUUUACACUCGCAGCUCAAUAGAUUGGAAGAAGUGGAAGAAGAAGAAGGAAGUAGCUUUGAGCUACCAUUGUUAUGCAGAGAUGUUGCUUUACGCAGAAUCAAACAAGGAAUCUACUUGAGAGAGUUAAACUUCACUAUCCAAAUGGCUCUCUCUUACUUCCAAACCAUCAAACCGUUGAAAGAUAACCGGGAUGCUGUUGUGAUCGACACCGAUGAAAUCAAUCUAUUAGUAGAACAAGAGAGUUACAUCGAAGAAGCAAAGCACCAGAGAAGCAAACUAACACUUGGACUAUACUCUAAGCUAAGAUCACAAGGUUAUUCAAUGGUUCUGUUAUCAAGAAGACCCGAAAGAGAGAGAAAUUCCACGGCCGAGCAGUUGUUAUCUAGAGGAUACAGCGACUGGUCUCAUUUGAUCAUGAGGGAAGAUACAAGACAGAAGGAAGAGUUACAAAGAGGAUAUCGCGUGGUUGGAGUAAUUGGUAAUCAUAUGGAUGUGUUAAGAGGAGGACAGUGGAGAUGGGGAAGCAAGCGUCUGUUCAAGCUUCCAAGUCUUACCUAUAACGAUAUUUUGGAUUACAGUGUAAGAUGA